AGUCACAGAGCCAAUACACCGACCUACCGACGUACAAUAAUCAGCAAAGGCAACACACCGAGGAGUGUAAAUUUGUUUUAGAGCCGUGGACUAUUCAAAAGCUGGGACCUGGGGUGAAGUUUGACUGCUGCAGGAGGAAUUCCUAGUGUCCUCGUGUGAUUGCCCAAUCAGAGACCUGCAUGUGUGAAGCCGCGGCCAGCAAUGGAACCCUGGCCUGCAGUGGCUUGGGUCCUACUGCUGACGGUCAUUGCUGAUUGGCUGAAAACAGCCCAAUCAAAGGACUUUACAGAACAGGACAUCAUCUACCUCCAUCCCUCAACCACUCCAUUCCCAGGUGGGUUCAAGUGCUUCACCUGUGAGGAGGCACCUGACAACUAUGAGUGUAAUCGCUGGGCGCCAGACCUAUAUUGCCCACAAGAGACCAGAUAUUGUUACACGCGUCACAAUAUGGACGUGGAGGGGGACAGUGUUUCCGUGACAAAGCGUUGUGUGGCUCUAGAGGACUGCCUCUCUACUGGAUGCUCUGAAGAAAACCAUGAAGGAAACAAGGUCUGUACAGCGUGCUGUGAGGGCAAUAUCUGUAACCUUCCUCUCCCCUGGAAUGAGACGGAGGCUGUGUUCGCCACCACCUCACCUCUCAGCGUCACCACAGGGCUCUCACAGAGCUACACACUAAUAUCCUGCCUCCUUUUCCUCACCUUCCUCAUCUCCAGCUAUGUUUGAGAAGUGGAGAGAGAUACUGACAUAUACAAUUUUCUUUACCAGUUGAAGGCCUGAUUCAACUGUUAAUGUAUUCCGAUCCAACUGUUAAUGGAUUCAAUCUACACCCUAUGGAAAUAGUACUCACUAUUUUGACAGUUUAUUUUCCUUUUAAUUAAAAGGAAUCCAGUUUUGAUUCCCUUUCAUCAUUAUGUUCAGCUUCAAUAAAAUGUGCACUUAGAACUGGACACUGAUACUGCUUCUAAAACACAGGCAAUAUGGCUGUCAAUCUUGAAGGAUAAAACAUAAUAAACAUCACAGUAUGAUAUUACAUCAUUCUCCCCCUACUACUCUUUUGCACAGGGACAGAAGGAAGGGAAACUGUAAACCUAGAAAUGUGUUGUGGCAUGUUUGGACUCGUCAGUAGGCUAUAUACUGUAAGAGUUUCAACAUUUUCCAGUGAUGAGGAAGAAUUGAAGAGCAGCUUCAGCUUCUAUGAGGAUUUGUCUGGUUUAACGUUUUAUGUUUUUUACAUUUUCACAUUUGUGAGUCAGUACCCCAUGUUGUAUGUUUGACACAUAUGUACAUAUGCAUAGUAUUUAUUUUUUUAUCGAACAUUGUUGUUAGAAGGUGAAUAUGUAUGUGUAACAUGUUACGCCUGUAGGUUUCUAUAAUAGCAUGUAAGUAAAGUGUGGACUACGUAUUUUAUUUUCCAGCUGGAACAAACGACAUAGGUGCUGCUCAUCCUUUUACAGAAAGUAUUUUUACCAACAUGGAAAGAGAGCCUGGCGCCUAUCAAACAAACGCUUAACCCUUUGCAUGAAGUGGUGUUUCUGAUGUGGGAAAACUAUUUCCUCAAAACCUAAAAAAGGAUUAAAGUUAAUUGCAGGUCUAUUUUAGCUUCAAAAUGUACCGAUGAUGAAAAAUAAAUCAGACUUUCCACAUGAUACAGCUACCCACAUACCUAAGCACAGCACUUUGUUUGGCCUAGGCUUUGGGAGUUGUACUGUAACUGUAGGACAAAUAGCAUGUUUAUAUGUCUUAUCAUUGCAGUUUUAGUGAGAGGCAACAAUAAAUGACUUACUUUGUGUGCACACAAUUAGUUACUGACACUAUGUGCUCUUCAGGAUACUUUUUCUCACCACUGUUUUAAUGUUUUCCGUUCUCGUGACACGUCCCUCUGAUGUUUGUACUGUGUUCUGUUCUGUGACAUGUUUCUCAUCCAUCACUCUCUGUUGGCAUUGUGGUCGCCUGGCCAGGCAAGAAAAAUGCAGAGUUAGCAAAUACAGUGUUAUUGUUCUCCAGGAUUUAUGAUUUGUUUAGGCUGAUCGCCCGAGACAUAAAGGAGACUGGUCACUUCCCCCCUCCAGACCUGGGUUCAUUUACUAUUUUAAAUCAUUUUAAAUACUUUACCUGUGCUUGAUUAAGUUUUCUUGGCUUAAUGGACCAAUAGAAUAGUCCCAAAAUGGCAAACCAUGCACAUAUGGCACUUCAGGCAGACUAAAGCAAACGAUCAAAGUAUUUAAAAGAUUUCAAAUAGUAUUUGAACCCAGAUCUGCCCUCCUCCCUCUCUACCACACUGUCUGUUCAUUAGGACUCCAGCCAAACGGCAAGAGGAAAACAGUGAAGCAUGAUUUACAGAAAGCAAACAUUUUUACCUACUGUAGUUGGCUCUGUUAACAUUUUAUAAAUGACAUUUUGUUUUUUAUAGGGUAACAUAAGGGCUAGAACAUGUUGUGUCCCUUUAAACCAAUCAGGCAAAUACUAGAUUUUCCCUUUAAAAUAUUUUACUGGACUUUUGAAUUGUGACCUUAAGCCAGCAUAUCUUGCCAGAUGUUGCCUUAACUCAUUCUAAAGAAAUGCUGUACAAUUCGUGGAAGAAGUGCUUGUGCAUGAUCUUAUCAAGUCAUGUUGUGCCAAUUGAUGUUAUGUAAAUAUAAUCUCUGUUUUUAUAUGCAAUGUCUUUGUAAAUAAUUGUAUAUAUAAAUGUGAAUGACUUUGUAACUUCAUAUUAAAGAUGAAGACAUGACCCCUUAA
Coregonus clupeaformis (lake whitefish) is the source of this 2736-nucleotide messenger RNA. RefSeq names its product ly6/PLAUR domain-containing protein 6-like. Gene Ontology annotation, molecular function: acetylcholine receptor inhibitor activity. The coding region runs from base 202 to 723 and encodes 173 amino acids. Gene Ontology annotation, biological process: positive regulation of canonical Wnt signaling pathway. NCBI's taxonomy places the organism in Eukaryota, Metazoa, Chordata, Actinopteri, Salmoniformes, Salmonidae. The record is from RefSeq and is a predicted model, not a curated record. The transcript is spliced from 5 exons.